Messenger RNA from Paramuricea clavata, 1284 nucleotides. The record is from the annotation of a GenBank genome assembly. Lineage: Eukaryota; Metazoa; Cnidaria; Anthozoa; Malacalcyonacea; Plexauridae.
AUGGCGUCUCGAUUGACUCGACACCGUAAGAAAACAAUUUUAUGUAUACUAAUGAUGAUAAUGGAUGAUCAUCCUUCGGUUACAGUUGAAAGGAAAACUUGGGCUCGAAACUGGCUUUUAAGACGGACUGAACUAGGUGCAUAUCAUACAAUUUUUCGUGAAUUAUCUGUAGAAGAUACAGCAGGGUUCAGCGAAUUUAUGAGGAUGCCAUACUCUAAAUUUACUGAAUUGGUCGAACUAAUAAGCCCUAUAAUAGCAAGGUGUGAUACUAUUAUGAGGGAAGCUAUUUCACCAGGUGAGCGAUUAGCGAUAUGCAUAAGGUAUUUGGCUACAGGCGAGACAUUCCGUUCGUUAUCGUUUCAGUUUCGAAUUGGAAGGACAACUAUAUCUGAAAUUGUCCUAGACGUCUGCACAGCUAUUUUUAAUGAACUGGGAAAAUCCCACUUGCAAACCCCAAACAGUACUGAAAAAUGGAAGGAAAUCGCUGGAUUAUUUUUAUCAAGGUGGAAUUUACCAAACAAUAUUGGGGCAAUUGAUGGCAAGCGUAUUUUGAUUCAAAAACCAGCACAUUCAGGAUCACACUUUCACGAUUACAAAAGUAAUGAAAGUAUUAUUGCGCUAGUUGUUGCCGGGCCUAACUACGAGUCCCUGUAUGCGGAUGUUGGGACAAAUGGUAGAAAUCCAGAUGGGCAUGCUUGGAGUAGAUGCACAUUAAAGAAAGCUCUGGACAGUGCAAUAAAUCCCUUAAAUUUACCAGCUCCAUGUACACUUCCUGGGCGGUCAGUUCCUGUCCCAUUUGUUCUUACAGGAGAUGAAGCAUUUCCAUUGACAACUUAUUUAUUAAAGCCUUAUCCAAAUAAAAAUCUCACAGUAGAGCAAAGGAUUACCAACUACCGCAUUUCAAGAGGCAGAAGAAUAUCUGAAAAUAUUUUAGGUAUUUUGGGAAAUAGGUGGCGCUGCUUUCGUGUUCCAUUUUUAUUGGAACCAGAAAAGGUAAAGAAAAUAACAUUGGCCAUCCUUGUUUUGCAUAACUGGCUAAGAGCUGAUGCCAGAAGCAGUGCUGUCUACUGUCCUUCGACCCUUAUAGACAAUGAGAAUUGUGACACCGGAGAAAUUAUUAAAGGAACUUGGAGAGCAGAUACCACCUCAGAAUCAUUUUUAGAUUUACAACCAACUAUUUCCAGAAAUAGCACAAGUAAAGCUAAACAGAUGAGAGAGGAUUUCAAUGUAUGGUUCAAUAAUGAGGGAGAUUUGCCAUGGCAAAGACAAAAGUGUGGAUUGUAA